AUGCCUGACGUCUCUCACGAGGUUGCUGGGUCUGUAGUCAUCUGGAGGUUUGAUGGUGCUGGAGGAUUUACUCCCAAGGUGGGUCGCAAAUUCCUAUUUCCUGAAAACAGAUCUAGGAUUCCUAAGACCACUGGGUCCAUCUGGUCAUCCCAGUUGAAGGUUCACUUCCUUCCAGUCAUGAGGCUCUUCAUUCUGCUCUCCUUGACUGUCUUUUCAGAUGCUAUGGUCAUGGACGAAAAGGUCAAGGAAGGUUUUGUGCUGGACACAGCUUCUGCCAUCUGCAACUACGAUGCCCACUAAAAGGACCACCCCAAAUACCGGUGCCGAGGCUAUUUCCGGAACUAUUGCAACAUCAUCACCUUCACCCCCAACAGCACUGACCGUGUGGCCCUGGGGGACACAGGAAACCAGCUUAUUGUCACUGUGUCCUGCCUGACCAAGGAGGAUACGGGCUGGUACUGGUGCAGCAUCCGGUGGGACUUUGCCAGGGAUGACAUGGAUUUUACAGAGCUGGUUGUCACUGACAACAGAAGAGCCCUCGCCAACAAUUUUUGGUCUGGGAAAGACCUAUCAGGCAACAAGAAUAGAAGCUGCAGUUCUUCCAAAGUUGUCCACAAGGCAGAUCAAUCCAGGAUGACCAUUCCCAUCAUCUGCAUGUUGAGCACGGGCUUGGGGACCAUCUCUAUCAUCAGUCAUUUGUCCAGAAGAAGGAGAGGUCAAAUGAGUAGAAGGGUAGACGGCUCUUUGAAGCCCCUCUCUCAUGUCCUGACUCCAAAGGCAAUGGCUCAUACUGAACAGAUGGAUCUGAAGAUUUCUUUUAUUUAGUUGAAAAAUAAAAUGAUGCUACAAUAGAGUCACCAUGACAACCGGCCCACAUCUUGGGGACUGAUUCUGAUCUCAGGCAUUCGAAGGCCCCUCUAACCUUGCCAGCAAUCAUUUGCAGUUACGUAAGAACGAUGGCAGCCAGAGGGGCUGUGCUAGGCCACGCCUAAGCAAGGCCACGGUCAGAUAACAUCUCAAGAUCUUAGUUCUCAUGCACUCGUCUUGUCAGAGGUGAAGAAAAGGGCCAGAUCUUGGUCAGAGGGCCAGGAGAUCACUUGUGUUGUAUUCCUUAGCCAAUAAAUUUCUGACCCAGUGUUGAAUGAACUCCAAGGUAUGACUAACUUCUCUCAGGAUAUCACUGGGAGAGUAUUUCUGGAAAAGUUUCUUUUAAAGUAUAGUAUUCCAAUUUACUUCUGAAUUGGUAUUACAUGCUGUUCUACCCAAAGAAAGGGAGAGAGGCUAAAUCAGGGGUUCUUAGAUUCUCUUGGCUCAAAGACUGUCCUGUGUGGGAAACUGUCACCAGACUGAAUGGAUACCACUUCUGAUCAGUGAGAAACCAAGGUGUGAUAAAUUAAGAGAAAUAUUCAUUCACAUCAGGAAACACAAAUCAAUACGGGGGCAUCAGCAGUUGUGGGCGCAGGUGAGGUGAUACUGUCAUUAAUGCCAGAAUUACCCAAACUCUUAGCUCCUACAUGAAUGUCUGCACCCUCUCUUCCCGUAGAGUGUCUCUCCUGCUAUUUCAGACCCUGGCGGCUCCCCACCACUGCCUCUGUUGCCCUCAUAAAAACCCUGCUCUUCCAGUCUCUUCUGAUAGGGUGCUGGCCGGUCUCUGCACUCAGGACACUCAGUGGCCCUCUGGUCUGAGCAGGGCUGGGACAGGGUUCUGCACAUGCCCUGCACGUGUAGGUCCAGGCUCUCACACACUCGUUUAUGAGCACAGUUCCUUCAGCUUCCACCCUAAACCCUCUCUCCAUAGGUAGGGAACUCAAAGCUACUCAGAACCCUGAUGGGGAGAGGAGGGAGUGUGGAUGCCACUCCAUUGCUGCCAUCCUCCAUGUUCCCACACAGCUGGCCCCCUCCCUCCCAGAGUCUCAGAUCAAGCAACAUCAAAAGUGCUGUCUCUCAAAUGCAAAUCAAAACUACAAUGAGGUAUCACCUUACACCGGUCAGAAUGGCCAUCAUCAAAAAAUCUACAAACAAUAAAUGCUGGAGAGGGUGUGGAGAAAAAGGAACACUCUUGCAUUGUUGGUGGGAAUGUAAAUUGAUACAGCCACUAUGGAGAACAGUAUGAAGGAUCCUUAACAAACUACAAAUAGAACUACCAUACAACCCAGCAAUCCCACUACUGGCCAUAUACCCUGAGAAAACCAUCAUUCAAAAAGAGUCAUGUACCACAAUGUUCAUUGCAGCUCUAUUUACAAUAGUCAGGACAUGGAAGCAAACUAAGUGUCCAUAGACAGAUGAAUGGAUAAAGAAGAUGUGGCACAUAUAUACAAUGGAAUAUUACUCAGCCAUAAGCAGAAACGAAAUUGCGUUAUUUGUAGUGAGGUGGAUGGACCCAGAGUCUGUCAUACAGAGUGAAGCAACUCAGAAAGAGAAAAACAAAUACCGUAUGCUAACACAUAUAUAUGGAAUCUAAAAAAAAUUUUUAAAAAAUGGUUCUGAAGAACCUAGGGGCAGGACAGGAAUAAAGACACAGAUGUAGAGCAUGUACUUGAGGACACGGGGAGGGAGAAGGGUAAGCUGGGACGAAGUGAGAGAGUGGCAUGGACUUAUAUACACUACCAAAUGUAAAAUAGCUAGCUAGUGGGAAGCAGCCGCAUAGCACAGGGAGAUCAGCUAGGUGCUUUGUGACCACCUAGA
This is a messenger RNA of Orcinus orca (killer whale), 2685 nucleotides long. RefSeq names its product transmembrane and immunoglobulin domain containing 3 (gene TMIGD3). NCBI's taxonomy places the organism in Eukaryota, Metazoa, Chordata, Mammalia, Artiodactyla, Delphinidae. The record is from RefSeq and is a predicted model, not a curated record. The transcript is spliced from 6 exons. Gene Ontology annotation, molecular function: transmembrane signaling receptor activity. Gene Ontology annotation, cellular component: plasma membrane.